CCACCCAGCCCCACCCCGGGCUCCGUCCAUCACCGUUCAGUGGAGUGUUGGAGACUCCUCCGGUAUGUACAGCAGCUCGACACUAAGGGUGAAUUUGUGGCUAAAGUGACGCGUAAAGGCGCAUCGAUCCAGCUCCAGCCUGGCACCACUUUGACCAUCAGUGUCAUGGCAUCAUCCCGCUCCCCGGUCAUCGUGUCCUCCGCACUUUCUCAGUAGUGACCGCGCGCCACCGGGAGAAGCGUUUUACGCACGACACCUGCAGACAGAAAAGCACUCCGUGGGAAAUCCUCUGCGCUCCUGUUGCGCCAUGGAGCAGCGCGGAGUGAUGGACCUACGAGUGACGGCUGGAUCGGAAGUCGCCGGCGGUGCUGAGCUCAUGGUCGCUCCCCCCACUGAAUCCUCUCACCUGAUCCCUGCCUUCUGGGACUCCCCCCUCAGCCACUGGAUCAACGUGAUCGUGGGGCUGGUCCUGUGCUUCACCAUGCUGGGGCUGGGCUGCACGGUGGAGGUCAGCCAGCUCGGGGAUCACAUCCGCAGACCCAUCGGGGUGCUGCUGGCUCUGGUGUGCCAGUUUGUCAUCAUGCCGCUGGUGGCCUUCCUCCUGGCUCUAGCCUUCUCUCUGGAUGAGGUGGCCGCCAUGGCCGUGCUCCUUUGCGGCUGUUGCCCUGGAGGGAACCUGUCAAAUAUCAUGUCCUUGCUGGUGCACGGAGAGAUGAACCUCAGCAUCAUCAUGACCAUCUCCUCCACCCUGCUGGCGCUCGUGCUGAUGCCCCUCUGCCUGUGGAUCUACAGCCGGGCCUGGAUCAACACCCCAGUGGUGGACCUGCUGCCCUUCGGGGCCAUCACUCUGACCCUGUGCAGCACCCUCAUCCCUAUAGGUCUGGGGGUUCUGCUGAGGUACCGCCACACGCGCGUGGCCGACAUGGUCCUAAAGGCCUCCCUGUGGUCUCUGCUGGUCACCCUGGUGAUGCUCUUCAUCCUGACCGGAGCCAUGCUGGGCCCGCGGCUGCUCGCCACCAUCCCGGCCUCCGUGUACGCCGUGGCCAUCCUCAUGCCCCUGUGCGGGUACGCGGCGGGGUACGGGCUCGCCGUGCUCUUUGACCUGCCCCCCAACAGCCGCCGGGCGGUGUCCCUGGAGACGGGGUGCCAGAACGUGCAGCUGUGCACGGCCAUCCUGAAGAUGGCCUUCCCCCCGCAGCUGAUGGGGGGGCUGUACAUGUUCCCGCUGCUCUACGCCCUGUUCCAGGCGGCGGAGGCGGGCGUCUUCAUCGUGGCCUACCGGGCGUACCGGAGGGAGGUCCUGCACAAGCCGGACGCGCGCGUGGUGGGGGGGGACUCGGACAUUUCCUACCAGAGGUUCAGCGAUGAGGACUUUGACUCCUCGUACGGGGCGGUGACGGUGAGUGACCCCAACUCCAUCAUGCUGGACCCCUGUCCCCCCCAUCCCACCCCCGUCUGACGGACUCGUGGUAGCAGAUAGUGCGUUCACUCAUGGUCAUUGCUGAGGUGGCAGGACGCUCCACCACUGUACCGCCUGUGUGUGUUAACCAUUAAAGCCUGGAGAUCAAACCCG
Messenger RNA from Oryzias melastigma (Indian medaka), 1573 nucleotides. It is a transcript of the gene slc10a4, whose product is annotated as solute carrier family 10 member 4. The coding region runs from base 308 to 1459 and encodes 383 amino acids. Gene Ontology annotation, cellular component: membrane. Gene Ontology annotation, biological process: bile acid and bile salt transport. Gene Ontology annotation, molecular function: bile acid:sodium symporter activity. The record is from RefSeq and is a predicted model, not a curated record. The transcript is spliced from 3 exons. Lineage: Eukaryota; Metazoa; Chordata; Actinopteri; Beloniformes; Adrianichthyidae.